CUUCCAUGGAACUUUUUAAUUCAACAAAAUGUUCUUUAUAACAGAAAAUGUGUGGGUGAUAAAAAUGUUCUUUAUACUAUUUUCAAAAGAUCUUCAAAAGAACUCUUCAGAAAGAGUGAAUCAAAUAAAUAUUUUUUAUAUUCCCCUUUAAUAUUUUUUUUUUUAAAGUUUCUUUUGAGGAACCAAAAGUCUUUAUUAAAAAAAAGAUUACUUCUCUUUCCUGUGGAUCCAUACAUAGAGGUGAAAAGACAGUAUGUGCUUCAGAUGUGUCAAGGACAGCUAAUGGGAGAAGGGGAUUUUGUAGCCCCAGUUAGACCUGUGGAGCUGUGAUUGGUCUGGGCUGAAACUGAGACAGCCCCCCAGACUAGGGUUUAAAGGAUUAUCUCAGAUAAACAAAUGGACAGGCACUCUGUCAAAGCCGCGCAACUCAGUGCUGGUAAACAUGUAGCUCUGCAUAAUUUGUUAAAGUAAAACUACUCUGAUGUCACAAAGCCAAAUUUAAGGUUUGUUUACCUCACUUUUCUCUUAUUUUCAUGCAAAGGAGAAGCAAGCUGCAGCAUCAACAUCACUGAUGUCCUGAAGGUCAUGCUGUUUUUGCUCUUCUUCUACACUCACGUGCCAACAGUGACAACAAAGUCCAGUUGCUUUAUUUAUAUAUACAGUAUAGUAACACACUUUUGGCAUAUAUAAGAAUAACAUUGACUGGCUUUAUUUUCAUUUCUUCAAAUGACAUGUUCUCAUAAGCAACAAGGUGACAUUAGGUUGAUUUAUUACUCUUGAUGAAUCUGUUGUCAGCAGGUUGGAGAGAGACAGAAUCAAACGACAUGUGAAACUUGUAGAGAUGUGCUCCAAACAAGGACCUGCGAGCUUAGGUGAAGUGUUCAGCUGUUUCGUCAAGUUCUAAAUUCACCUAACACAUCCUCACAUGGUGCUGGUUCCUUAACAAAUUGCUAUUUAUAUUGCAUCUUCGAGCCAUCAUUGAUAUCACGUCCCUGUCACUUUCAGUUAGGACCUUCGUUUACACAUGCUUAAUGCAGGUCUGCUGUUUAUUUGAUUGGUUUGUAUCUGUAUUAAACAAAAAUAAGUUUUAAAGAUGAAAUACAUAAUUUCUUUACACAAGAGUCACCACAAUAGAAUAUUAAAAGAGAUGACAUUUAUAAAAAGGUUUCAAACACUUUAGUACGAUUUGCUUAUCCCACAUUGACGGUUGGGUUUAGUGAUGGGGUUGGGUUGGGUGCCUUUAAAAUCGUACAUUUUGGAUGACUUCACUUGUACGAAUUCAUACGAAUUAGCCACCAAACCGACAAAACAUUAAAUGGUUAAGUUUCCUUGUGAGAUCAGGCUGGAUUGUCAGACCUGUUAAAUCUCUGCAGUUACAAUUUCAUAAACUUUUGACAAUGCAAAAAAAAAAAAAGAUUUAUAUAUGAUAUCAUUCUUUAAUUGUCAGUUGAGCAUGCAGAUGCAAAAGUCAGAAUAGAAAAUAAAUACCAAAGACACUGGACAGUCCAGUAGUAUCAGCAUUCACAAUGAUCUAAGAAGUGAUUUCACACGGAAUGACAGUUCUAUCUUUUAAUCUUCUGUGACCUUUCCAACUCAGUUGUAUUGAAAUAUGAUUCACGAACUAAAGAGCCUCUGCUACUGUGAAAACCUUCUGGUCUACACAUCACUGGUCAAUGAAACGCAUUUAUUCAUUGCAAAUCAAACCAGUAAAUCGAUAUCUUAGGGUUAAUUUAGUAGGGAUACACAGUAGUUAAUUAAGGGAUAAACAGGCUAAUUGUUACAACACAAACCAUCCAUUGAGAAAGAAGGAUAGUAUCUUAUCUGUAGUGAAAGAAAACAAUGCAAGCAGGCAGGACUUGUUACAUGUAGCCAAGAUGUUUCUAUCUUUAUGUAUAAUGACGCACUGCUAUUUUGGAGAUAUGUCAGCUGUUCGGUAUUAGCCUUUGGGAAAGCUGGGAAAAAAAGAAAAACAUUUUCAGCUGCUUGUCUGCCAAGGGAAACGGGAUAGCACACUGACCUGAGGAUCUUUGGUCAAAGUUUGGGGAAUAAUCUGGAAGGAAUUUGCAUGAACCACAAAAAAAGCCUGGGUGGACUUUGGUGUUUUUGUCAAUAGCUUCAAAUAUGAUGUGUAUUUUCUGGACUUAAAUGUGAGGAACAUGUCAAGUGCUGCUAAUGAGUUCAACUGAUGUUGCUGACAAUUGCUAAAGGCGUGUGAGAGGACAAGCUCCAAAACAUGGCAUUGAGGAUUCAGCUGGUCAAAGGGCUUGAGGAUGCGACGCUGUGUGAGAAAGAAGCUUGUACAUUUGAGGUGGUCCUCAGUCACGCGUACGUCCGGGGUCAGUGGACCAGAGAUGGAGUUCCUAUUAAAUCCAGGCCUGUGUGUCGAAUUGCCAUGCAGGGCAAAAACCACACACUCACACUGACCCGGGUGACGCUGGCUGACAUGGGCAUUAUCAGCUUCAAGGCUGAAGGGAUUGAAACCUCUGCUAUGUUGACAGUCACAGCCAGGGAUAUAAAGAUUGUGAAGGCUCUUCAGAAUGUCAGUGUGACUGAGAGGGAGAGUUUGACAUUUAUCUGUGAGGUCAACUGGGAAGAUGUGGAUGGGAAGUGGUACAAGGACAACAGCCGGUUGAAAGCAGGGGACAACAUUAAAAUACGAUGCGAGGGUAAAAUACACUCCCUAACCUAUAAAUCAGUCAGAUCAGAAGAUGCCGGUGAGAUCAGAUUCACCGCUGAGAGGGUCUCUUCAACAGCAAUGCUACGAGUCAAAGAGCUUCCGGUUCAUUUUGUAAGGCCGCUGAGGGUGAAGAUUGCCAUGUACAAACACAGAGCAUUACUGGAGUGUCAGGUCUCCCGUGCCAAUGCUGUGGUUGAAUGGUUUAAAAGAAACCAAGAAAUUGUGCCAAAUAGAAAAUACCAAGUUGUUAGUGAAGGUGUUUACAGACAACUCAUCAUAGAGGAUGUGGGGUCUUCAGAUGAAGACACUUUUAUCUGUGAUGCUGUUGAUGAGAGGACUUCUUGCCAACUUUUUGUAGAAGAGCAGGCCAUCAGUAUUUUGAGAGGACUCAGUUCUGUCGAGGUCAUGGAACCUAAAGAGGCUUGUUUUAAAGUGGAAACCAGUAUUAAGUUGGAGAGGGCUCCAAAAUGGACCCUGAAUGGGCAGAUACUGUUCCCCUGUCCAGACAUUAGGAUUGAGAGGCAAGGAACUUCUCACAGACUUAUUUUUACCCAAACUGACAGUAGUAUGUGUGGUACUGUACAGUUCACCUCGGGCAAGAGCAAGUCAGAAGCUCAACUAACAGUUACAGAGCGGCCUUUAAUUGUCAAACAGCCCAUCUCAGAUGUGGAGGAAAAGGAGAACGGGUCAGUAACCCUCAGCUGUGAGUUCUGUCCAUCCCCCAGAGUGGUGCGCUGGUUUAAGGGCAGAACACCUUUGUUUGCCUCCAAUAAGUAUACAAUAAAGCGGGAGAAGAACCGGGUUGAGAUGACCAUCCUGGGUGUGAAGGCAGCAGAUUCGGGAGAGUAUCGCUGUGUGGCUGGUGGAUCAGAAACAAGAGGAAAAGUCAAUGUAAAAGUGAAAAAGUUGAAGAUCAUAAGACACCUGGAGCAAGUAGAGGCUGAGGAAGAUGGGACUGCAGUGUUCUGCUGUGAACUGAAUCACGAGUCGCCCAGUGUCCAGUGGCUUCUCAAUGACAAAGUGCUACAUACCAACCACAUCAACAAAAUCCAGAACUCUGGAAAAGUGUACAGUCUGAUACUGAAACGUCUUACUCCUCAAGAGAGCCGUAUAACAUUCAAAAGCCUUGAUAUCAGUGAAUCUGCAUUCCUCAGGGUCAGAGAAAAGCCAGCAGUGUUCUUCAGGUCACUGGAGGAUGUAGCAGGUGAAGAGCGUGGUGAAAUCCUUCUGCAGUGUGAGGUUUCCAAGCCAUCUGUGACGCCAGUCUGGAGGAAAGAUGGUGAAAUACUGAACUCCACUGAGAAGUAUGAGAUUCUCCAUGUGGGAAAAUCCUUGACACUUAAAAUUCACAAGCUGAUAAAGGAAGACGGAGGGGAGUACAGCUGUGAUAUUGGCUGCAGCCAAACUAAAGCUAAAGUCACAGUUCGGGACCUCCACAUAACUAUUGUCAAACGCAUACGGACCGCAACUGUGCUGGAAGGAGAAAGCUGUAGUUUUGAGUGUGUUCUGUCCCAUGAAAUCAUCGAUGAAGCAUUCUGGAAUAUGAAUGGCCAGCUUAUUGUUAGCAAUCGACGGAUCAUAGUCGCUAACGAGGGUCGCAAAUACACAAUGAGCAUAGAGGAAGUGAUGACAUCUGAUGCCGGUGAAGUGGUCUUUAGUAUUAAAGAACUCAGUUGCAGGACUAUGCUUUUUGUCAAAGAGAAACCUGUGAGAGUUUUUAGGGAUAUGCUCAAUGUAAAAGCGACACCCGGGGAGGAUCCAGAGCUCAGCUGUGAGAUCACUAAACCUGAUGCAACAGUUAAAUGGCUGAAAAAUGGCAGACAAAUUAGAGUCAGCCCGAAAUAUGAAAUCACUCAAAAGGACUAUCUGGUGAAGCUCAUCAUCCAUAAUGCAGCCAUAAUGGACUCUGGAGAAUACUGCUGUGAGGCUGAUGGGAUCGCAACAAGGGCGAGAUUAGAUGUGAGAGAUUUGCAGCAUGCUUUUGCAAAGGAACUGAAGGAUGUGUUUGCAGAGGAAAAGGGCAUAGUGGUCCUGGAGUGUGAAACCAGGCAGCCUGCCACAACAGUGACAUGGUUAAAAGGCUUGAUGGUGCUCAGAUCGGGGCACAAGUACAUAAUGAAGAAGAAAGAUGUUCUUCUUACUCUGACCAUCUUCAACCUGGAGAAGAGUGACAGUGCUGUUUACAUCUGUGAUGUUGGGACAAUGCAGAGCAGGGCAUUACUUACAGUUCAAGGUCAAAAAGUGGUUAUAGUGGAUGAGCUAGAAGAUAAAGAGUGUCUAGAAGGGGAGACCAUCAUCUUUAGGUGUCGAAUCUGCCCAAGUGACUACACUGAUGUUAAAUGGUACCUGGACGAGACCUUGCUGUACACCAAUGAUCUUAACGAGAUCAUGAUGAUUCCUGGUGGCUACCAUACUCUUACCUUCAAACAGCUGGCACGGAAAGACACUGGCACCAUCAUCUUUGAGGCUGGGGACAAAAGAUCAUACGCAUCACUGUUAGUCAGAGAAAGACGCCCCACUAUUACUAAAGCUUUAGAGAACACAGAAGCAAUUGAAGGAGGAAGUUUGAUGCUGCUGUGCAAGACCUCAAAGCCAUGUCAUAUUGUUUGGUACAAGGAUGGCUGUUUAAUCUGGAAUUCCUCAAAGUAUUUAGUGAGUCGGUCUGGAAAUGAGGCCAGGCUGGCCAUCCGUGAUAUAAAAGACAGUGAUGCAGGCAUAUACGAGUGCAAUGCAGGAUCUGUCAGCACUAAAGCCACUGUGACUGUUAAAGCUAUCCCUGCUGAGUUUACAAAAGAGCUUCUGAACCAGGAGGUGAAAGAGGGAGAAAGUGUGACACUGAUGUGUGAAUAUUCAAUACCCGGCAUCCAGUUUGUGUGGCGGAAAGGACCAGAGACUCUAAAAUCUAGCGAGAAGUACCACAUGAGGCAGAGGAAAUCUUGCAUUUCUCUGGCAAUACACAACGUGAAACCAGAUGAUUCUGGGAAUUACACAUGCAUAUGCAGAGACCAAAAAACUAUGGCUACAGUUACAGUCAAUGCGGUUCCUAUCUCAUUCAUUAAAGAGCUUAAAAACCAAGAGACAGAGGAGGGUAAAACUAUGACCUUACGCUGUGAGCUUUCUAAAGCUGGUGUCCCAGUAGAAUGGCUGAAAGGCAAACAAACUCUCUGUCCUGGGGAGAAGUAUCAGAUGAGGCACAUAGUCACAAUAUUGGAGUUGGUAAUCAGAAACCCAGUGCCAGAGGACAGUGGAACCUACAUCUGUGUGUGCGAGGAUCAAAGCACUAAAGCCGAUAUCAAAAUACGAACUCAACCCAUCACUUUCAAACAAAAGCUAAGAAAUCAAAUGACUGAGGAGGGAAGCAGCGUAAUAUUACACUGUGAGAUAUCCAAAGCAGACAUCCCAGUUGAGUGGAGAAAGGGGAACAUCCUCCUCAAAUCUGGAGAGAAGUACAAGAUCAGACAGAGAGGAUGUAUUCUAGAGCUGAAGAUUUUUAAUUUGACGCAAGAAGAUAGUGGACUCUAUAGCUGUGCAAGUGAAACUGCGGAGACGUCUGCCAACGUCACUGUUAGCGCUCAACAUGUCAUUUUCAAAGAGAAGCUGAAAAACGUAGUGGCUGACGAAGGGAAGACGAUAACAUUGCACUGUGAGGUUUCCAAAACAGGUGUCCCGGUACAGUGGUGGAAGGGAGAUGAACUCCUCCAGUUUGGAGAGAAGUAUAAGAUGAGAGAACGAGACACAUCAGUUGAGCUGAUCAUCAGUGAAGCUGUGGCUGAAGACAGUGGAGUCUACAGAUGUGUCUGUGGAGACCAAAAGACAAAAGCUACUAUCAAAAUAGUUGGUGCUCCUGCUACUUUUAAGCAAGACCUUAAGAACCAAGAAGCUUUAGAAGGGGGAUCUAUAACCCUACACUGUGAGCUUUCCAAAUCUGACGCACCUGUGGAGUGGAGGAAAGGAGAUAAACUCAUCCUUCCAGGUCCACGGUUUCAAAUGAGGCUGAAUGGAAAGACUGCAGAGUUGGUAAUAAGUAAUGUUUUUCCUGAAGAUGCUGGAACAUACAGCUGUGUGACUGGAGACCAAAAGACCACAGCUGAAGUAAAAGUCAAAAGUCUUCCAAUUACAUUCAAGCGAGAGCUUCAGAACCAGGUGUCUAUAGAAGGUGGGAGUGCAGUAUUUACCUGCGAGCUUUCAAAGCCUGGUGCUCCAGUCGAGUGGAGGAAAGGUAGAGUGAUUCUGAAAGCUGGAGCCAAAUAUCACACAACGCUUGAGGGCCGAUUAACCAAACUGGCCAUAAACAACCUUGUGGAAGGUGAUGCAGGAAAUUACACCUGUAAAACCAAAGAUUCACAGUCGACAGCCGAAUUGACAGUUCAAGGACUCCCUGCUACAUUUAAAGCAACUCUUAAGAGCCAAGAAGUUCAGGAAGGGAACAGUGUCACUUUGAACUGUGAACUUUCAAAGGCCGGAGGUCGAGUAGAGUGGUGGAAAGGAGAAGAAAUGCUCAAGACUGGGGAAAAAUAUCAACUGAGACACAAGGAAGCAAAAGCAGAGCUACUAAUAAGGAAGGCACAAUCAGAAGACAGUGGGGUUUAUCGAUGUGUGUGUGGAGAGCAAAAGACUGAAGCCAUCAUCAAAGUUAAUGCUCUCCCCAUAACCUUCAAACAAGAGCUGAAGAAUCAAGAAGGCGAUGAAGGGAACAAUGUCAUCUUGCGAUGUGAACUCUCAAAGGCCAGUGCUGAUGUAGAGUGGAUGAAGGGAGAGGAAGUCCUUACACCUGGAGAAAAGUACCAGAUGAGACAGAUUGGAACUAAACUGGAGCUUGUUAUCAGGAAAGCCAUACCUGAAGAUAGUGGACUCUAUAUUUGCGUAUGCCCGGAUCAGACAUCUAAAGCUACAGUUAAAAUCAAUGCUACUCCAAUCACGUUUAAACAAAACCUGAGAAAUCAAGAGGUGACGGAGGGGAACACUGUUGCAUUGCGCUGUGAGCUUUCCAAACCAGGAGCCACAGUGAAAUGGUGGAAGGGUGCAGAGAUGCUGCUAGCUGGAGAAAGGUAUCAGAUGAGGAUAGAGGGAAGGAUUGCAGAACUUCUCAUCAAAAAUGUCAACUCUGAAGAUGUUGGCUCCUACAGCUGCACUAUGGGAAAAGAAAAGACGGUUGCGGAGGUCAAAGUCAGGGCUCUCCCUGUCACUUUUAAACGAGAACUCCAAAACGAAGUUACCAAAGAAGGUGGGCAGGCUGUGUUUAGCUGUGAGCUCUCUAAACCCGGCGCACAAGUUGAUUGGAGAAAAGGAAGAGUUAUUCUUAAAGCCGAUGACAAGUAUGAAAUGAAGCAAGAGGGAACGUUCACCCAACUGUUCAUACAUAAUGUUGAACCAAGUGAUGCGGGGAACUAUUCAUGUAAAACUAAAGAUUCUGAGUCAACUGCGGAGCUCACUGUUAAGGUUCCACCUAUCACUUUCAAAGUCAAAUUGAAGAAUCAGGAAGUCGAAGAAGAAAAUAAACUCACGUUACAUUGUGAGCUCUCAAAAGCUGGAUGUCCUGUUGAGUGGAGGAAGGGGGAAGAGGUCCUUAGACCUGGGUAUAAGUAUCAAAUCAGGGAAAAUGAUGUUGCAAGGGAGCUGAUCAUCAUGAGCGCCAUGCCUGAAGACAGUGGAGUGUACAGUUGCAUUUGUGGAGAGCAGAAGACCAAAGCCACGGUCAGAGUGAUCGCCACGCCAGUAACAUUCAAACAAAACCUGAAAAACCAAGAAGCUCCUGAGGGAGGUGUUGUUGUUCUGCACUGUGAGCUGUCCAAAGCUGGAGUACCAGUAACAUGGUUAAAAGGGGACGAGGAGAUUUAUAGUGGGACGAAGUAUAAGAUUAAGCAGGAGGGAUUGGCUGCCGAAUUACACAUUAAAAAUGUCCUUCCUAUGGAUGUUGGGGAAUACAGCUGCAUUAUUGGAGACCAGAGAACCACAGCUGAAGUUAAUGUUAGGGCCGCUGCCUCUGUGUUCUUUGAGAAAGAGCUUGAGAGUCAAGAAGCAACAGAAGGAGAAUCUGUCUUGUUUAGUUGUCUGCUCUCUAAUGACAACGCCCCUGUGACCUGGAGAAAAGAUACAGAUCAGAUCGCUCAGGGAGGACGGUAUACCCUCCAUCGAAAAGGCUCCACUCAGGAGCUUGAAAUCAGGAAACUAAGACUGGAGGAUGCUGGCGUUUACACAUGCAACGUCAGGGGCAAAAAGAGCUCUGCGACCCUCAGAGUGAUAGAGCGUGUGAGGAUAGUGAAAGGACUGCGUGACUUGACGGUUACUGCAGGCGAGAGCGCCCACUUUGUUUGUGAGCUUUCACAUGAAAACAUUCUUGAUGGGGUUUGGUGGCUUGCUUCUAAUGUGCUGCAAGAAAACGAGAUGAACCAGAUGAGUAUCUGUGGCCGCCAACACCACUUGACGCUCACUAUGACUACACCUGAAGAGUCGGGUGUUGUGUCCUUUGUGGUGGGAAAUGAAAAGACAUCUGCUCGUCUGCGAGUAAACAGCAAACCUAAAGUUUUCAUCGAGGAAAGACUGAAGGACAUGACCAUUUUUGAGGGAGAUUCUGCCACUCUGUCCUGUGUGACUUCUGACUCCUGCACACCUGUCACUUGGAAACGUAACAAUGUAACCCUGCUGCCUGGAGAAAAGUAUGAACCUCUGAAACAUGGCAAACGUAAUGUUCUUCUCAUUCACAAAGUCAGAACAGAGGAUGCUGGGAUUUACAUGUGCGACACAGGAGACAUGCAGAGUAGUGCUACUCUUACUGUCAAAGAACGUCCUUUGUUUUUCUGCGGGGAGCUCCAGAACCAAGUUGCAGAAGAGGGUGAAACUGCUUUCUUAAGCUGUGAGCUUUCUCAGCCUGCAGUUGCAGUUGAGUGGAAGAAGGGAGCAGUGAUACUUAAGCCAAGUUAUAAAUUUGAGAUGAAGCAGGAUGGAUGUGAGCUACAGCUACAGAUCAACGACCUCACAAGUCAAGACAGUGGGGCCUACAGAUGUUGCGCUGAUGGCAUUGAAACAAGGGCCAGUAUCACUGUGAAAGAGCGUCCUUUGUUUUUCCGUGAGGAGCUUCAAAACCAAGAAACAGAGGAAGGUGAAACUGCCUUCCUGUGCUGUGAGCUCUCUAAACCUGGAGUGCCAGUUCAGUGGAAGAAGGGGGCAAUGCUCUUGAAGAAUGGACACAAGUAUUCAAUGACGCAAGAAGGCAAUGAAGUACUGCUUCAGAUUCAUGACCUGACAAGUCAAGACAGUGGCAUCUACAGAUGCUGUGCUGGCAACCUCGAAACACGGGCUAAUAUUGUUGUUAAAGAGAAACCUCUUUUCUUCUUUGAGGAACUCCAUAACCAGCAGGCAGAGGAGGGUGAGACCGCUUUCCUUUGCUGUGAGCUCUCCAAACCAGGAGUUGAGGUGCAAUGGAAGAAGGGGGCAAUACGACUGAGACCCGGAAACAAAUAUGAGAUGAAACAAGAAGGCUGCAAAGUACAGUUACAGAUCCAUGACCUGACAUCUGAGGAUAGUGGCACAUACAAGUGCUGCUCUGGAAGCCUUGCUACAACUGCGUCUGUUGUGGUCAAGGAACAUCCAUUGUACUUCAUCCGGAUGCUUGAGUGUCAAGAAGCAGAAGAGGGGGAAACUGUUUUUCUUUGCUGUGAGCUUUCAAAACCUGGGGCUGCUGUACAGUGGAAGAAGGGAUCUGUGCUGCUAAAGCCUGGAAGGAAGUAUGAAAUAAAGCAGAAUGGUGGUGAACUGCAGCUUCAGAUCAAUGAGCUCACAAGCCAUGACAGUGGUGUUUACACAUGCUGUGUUGGCAGUUUAGUGACCUCAGCAUCUCUGGAUGUGAAAGAACAACCUCUGUAUUUCUGCGAGGAGCUUCAAAGGCAAGCAGUAGAAGAAGGUGAGACUGCCGUACUGAGCUGUGAACUCUCUAAAGCCGGGGUAGAGGUGCAGUGGAAGAAGGGAAUGAUGCUGCUUAGACCAGGACACAAAUAUAAGAUGAAACAAGAUGGCUGUAAAAUGCAACUUCUGAUACUUGAGUUGAGCUGUCAGGACAGUGGCAUCUACAAAUGUUGUGCUGGAAGCUUGGAGACCUCAGCAUCUCUUGAUGUGAAAGAAUCUCCGGUUGUCUUCCAAGAAGAGCUCCAAUAUCAGGAGGUAGAGGAGGGCAAAAUGGCCCUCCUGACCUGUGAACUGUCAAAACCUGGAGUUGCUGUGCAAUGGAAAAAGGGAACAUUGUCUCUAAAACCAGGAAACAAGUAUAAGAUAAAGCAAGAUGGCUGUCUAAAGCAGCUUCAGAUAUGUGACCUGAAAAGUGAAGACAGUGGAUCUUAUAGAUGUUGUGCUGGCAGUCUGGUCACAGCUGCAGAUCUUGUGGUAAAGGAACCCCCCUUGUUCUUCUCUGAGGAGCUCCAAAACCAUGAAGCAGAAGAGGGUAAGACUGCAAUUUUGUCUUGUGAGCUCUCGAAACCUGGUGUCUCUGUGCAGUGGAAGAAAGGAACAGUGUUGUUGAAGCCAAGUCAAAAGUAUGAUAUAAAGGAAAAUGGCUGUCAGUUACAGCUUCACAUUCAUGAGCUAACAGCUCAAGACAGCGGGUCCUACAAAUGUUGUGCUGGAAGUCUGGUCACAACUGCAUCUCUUGUGGUAAAAGAACACCCCUUGUUUUUCUCCAAAGAGCUCCAAAACUAUGAAGUAGAAGAUGGUAAAACCGCAAUAUUGUCUUGCGAGCUCUCGAAACCUGGAGUCUCAGUGCAGUGGAAGAAAGGAACUGUGCUUUUAAAACUGAGUAAAAGAUAUGAGAUAAAACAGGACGGUUGUCAGCAACAGCUUCAGAUUCAUGAGUUAACAGCUCAGGACAGUGGAACCUACACAUGUUGUGCUGGAAGCCUGAUCACAACUGCAUCUCUUCUGGUGAAAGAAAAGCCAUUGUUUUUCUGUGAUGUGCUACAAAACCAAGAAGCAGAGGAGGGUAAUACAGUUAUAUUUCGCUGUGAGCUCUCUAAACCUGGAGUCUCAGUGCAGUGGAAGAAAGGAACAGCGUUGCUGAAGCCAGGUCAAAAAUAUGAAAUAAAAGAGGAUGGCUGUAAACUACAGCUCAAUGUUCAUGAAUUAACAGCUCAAGACAGCGGGACCUACAAAUGUUGUGCUGGAAGCCUGGUCACAACUGCUUCUCUUGUGGUGAAGGAAAAGCUAUUGUUUUUCUCUGAGGAGCUACAAAAUCAAGAAUCAGAGGAGGGUAAAACAGCAAUAUUGUGCUGUGAGCUCUCUAAUACUGGAGUCUCAGUGCAGUGGAAGAAAGGUAUGGUACUUUUGAAGCCAAGUAAAAAAUUUGAGAUUAAACAAGAUGGUCGUCAACUUCAGCUUCAGAUUCAUGAACUAACAACUCAGGACAGUGGGACCUACAAAUGUUGCGCUGGAAACAUAGUCACAACUGCUUCCCUUAUGGUAAAAGAACAUCCUUUGUUCUUUUCUGAGGAGCUACGAAACCAAGAAGCAGAGGAAGGAAAUAUGGUUAUAUUGCGCUGUGAGCUCUCUAAACCUGGAGUCUCAGUGCAGUGGAAGAAAGGAACAGUGCUUUUGAAGCCAAGUAAAAAAUAUGAGAUGAAACAGGAUGGUCGUCAAGUAUAUCUCCAAAUCAAUGAACUAACAGCUCAGGACAGUGGGGCCUACAAAUGUUGUGCAGGGAACCUAAUAACUUCUUGUUCUGUAACGGUGAAAGAGCCACCAAUAUUCUUCCGCAAGAACCUCCAAAGUCUUGAAGCAGAAGAAGGUAAGAUGGCCACCCUGAAAUGUGAGCUCUCCAAAGCUGGAGUUGCUGUUCAAUGGAAGAAGGGAACUGUGCUGUUAAAACCAGGAAAGAAGUAUGAGAUGAAACAAAAUGGCUGUCUGCUACAACUCCAAAUAUAUGACCUUAAAAGUGAAGAUAGUGGCUCUUACGUAUGUUGUUCUGGUAGCAUAGUGACGACUGCUUCUCUUGUUGUAAAAGAACAUCCCUUGUUCUUCUCUGUGGAGCUGCAAAACCAAGAUGCAGAGGAGGGUAAAACUGUUAUAUUGCAAUGCAAGCUCUCUAAACCUGGAGUCUCGGUGCAGUGGAAGAAAGGAACUGUGCUUUUAAAACCAAGUACAAAAUAUGAAAUGAAACAAGAUGGUUGUCAACUACAGCUUCAGAUCCAUGAGCUAACAACUCAGGACAGUGGAGCUUACAAAUGUUGUGCUGGAAGCCUGGUGACUUAUGGUUCCAUUAAAGUUAAAGAGCAACCUAUAUUUUUCUGCAAGAGCCUUCAAAACCUUGAGGCAGUUGAAGGCGAAAUGGCAAUACUGACCUGUGAACUCUCCAAACCCGGUGUUGCUGUGCAGUGGAAAAAGGGAACAGAAUUGCUAAAACUAGCAAAGAAGUAUGAGAUGAAGCAGAAUGGCUGUGAAUUGCACCUUAAAAUAUGUGAUCUAAAAUGUCAGGACAGUGGCAUCUACAAAUGCUGUGCUGCUGGGAUAGAGACCACAGCUUCUGUGGUUGUAAAAGAAGCUCCUCCGAGAAGUAAAGCUGUCCCUGAAGCCCCACCUAGAUCAAAGGGAAAGAAUAUUAUGGACGAAGCACUCAGUGGACAAGUUCAACAAAAAGAUGCAGUGGAAAUUGAAGAAUCAGAUAUUUCCAUGUUGAAGCAUUCAGAUGUUGCCAUCCAGGAUCUCCUUGAGAAAUCAGCAGAUGACCAGGAAAUCCAGAGAAAAUUAUUGGUGAGGCAAAAGGAAAGAAAUGGAAGUUCUGUAAUCAAUGAGUCUGAUCACACCAUAUACAAACCUCCUACAACCAGUGUACCUGAAGAACAAAGAAACAAACUGCUAGACACCAGUGAUGUUACUAAGAUUUCUGUGGAUCAGAACAUUAAUCAAGUUUCAGAGCAAUCUGAAAAGAAAUCUCCAAGAAUAGAUCCUAAUGAGCAGAGCAAGAAAGCACCUAAAGAAAUUCCCCAACCUCCACCACGAUCAAAGGGUAAGGCCACAAAUCCAGAUGCUUUACUCCAAGACCAGCACAAUGGUUUUAAAACGAGCAGACCGAAUAUUAAAGAGCCAGAUGUGGACAAGGAGGUCAAAAAACAAUAUGAUGUCAUGCAGCCAAAUAUGGAGGCCACAAAGGCAUCGAAAGAGGUUGACCAAACACUUAAAAAGGAGAAGUUUUCCCAAUCGCACAUUGAAGCCAAAGGACAACCUUAUGUUUCGGAAGACAAUAGGCAAAAUAUUGAUGUAAAACAAACUGUGGGUACAACUUUGAAGGUGUCUGAAUAUGGCUCAGACCGACCAGGCUUUAAAGAGAUAACUUCCAAACACAUCGAAACAUCUCAAGAACCACCAAGUAAUUUAGAGGAAAUUAAAAGGUAUGGCAAACUAGAAUUAAAUUUAAAUAAUGAAUCAAAGAAAGAGCCAACUUUGGUCCCCAUCACUAAGGCAUCAGAGGUUGAUGAAUUUGCCCGCCAUUCGAAUGAAAAGAAGGAACUGAUGGUACUGGAUAAAACUGAAACUCAUGAGAAGCCAAACACCCAGUCUAAAAAGGGACCAGACAUUGAAAAAGUUCAAUUCAGGGAUGAACGUCAUGAAAAAUCAACUACUGUUAGAGAAAAAGAAGCAAGUAUUGAUAUCACAACCCAGAAACCCAAAGAACAAACCAUACUUUCAAAGACAUUGACAACAAUUCCUGUUAGGGGCAUGCAAAAGGAUUCCCAGGAAAGUGAUACUAAUUUACCACACACUGAUAGCCGGUAUCUAGAAAAUGUCAAGCAGGCUGUGGAUGAACAUCAUGGAAAAGUACUAAAGCAUGUUACAGAAGAAGCAUCAAAUAUUGCCAUUACAGGCCAGAAAGAGGUAAUUCCUGUAGAGGAAACUACAAGAAUGCCUUUUAAGGAUGUGCGGAGGGAAUCACAAGAAGAUGAAUCAGACUUACUGCACAUUGAUAAUGGAGAAAAGAAAAAUGUCAAGCAGGUCAUUGAUAAACAUGAUGAAAAAGUUGCAAAAUAUGUUAAGGGCAAAGUACCAAGCUUUGCAGCACAAACAUUUAAAGAAGAAGCAAUUCCUGCAGAGAAAGGUACUAGUAGGCCUAUUAAAGAUUCACAAAACGAUAAACCAAAUUUACAACAAACAAGCAUUGAAGAUCAGAAAAAUGUCAAGCAAGUUGUGGAUGAAAGUGGACGUGUGCGUAGGGAUUCACUGGAAGCUGAUUCAGACUUGCUAUUCAUUGAUACCACAAAGAAGAUGAACAUCAAGCAGGUCAUGCAUGAACAUGAUGGAAAAGAAUCAAAGCAUAUUAAAGAGAAAGAGCCUAGCGUUAAAAGCCAGAAGCUCAAAGAACAUAUCAUUCCUGGGGAGAAAGUUACUGCAGUGCCUUUUAGAAAGGUGCAGAAGGCAUCAGAGGAAGUUGAACUGAAAAGUAAUGUAAAGCAUGUCGUUCAUGAAAAUUAUACCGGACAAUCCAACACUCGACCUGAGGACAUAAGUGUAGAGAAAACCUCAAAAGUUGAACAAGACGUAGAUCUCGAGGAUGAGCCAGAGAUGCUUGAAGCUGCCAUUAAGAUACAAGCUGCUUUCAAGGGCUACAAAACAAGAAAGGACAUGCGGCUCAUCUUUAAAGAGGUUUUCAAAAACCAGAGUAUUGACCUUGGUGGCACUGCUUUCCUGGAGUGUGUCGUGGAAGGUAAAAUCAGCUCUGUGCGCUGGCUUAAAGAUGGAGUAGAUCUCAAGCCUGGGAAAAGGCACACAAUCACCCACAAUCCAGAUGGUGGGUGUCGUCUAGAAAUUUGCAAUGUUACUCAUAAAGAUGCUGGAAUCUACACGUGUGAAGUUGCGAACAAGUUUGGAGCUGUUAGUUACAAUGGGAAUGUGAUGGUUGUUAAACCUCAGAAGCAGUCACAAACAAUUCAGCCUGCACAAAUGCCAGGUACUGAAACUGUCACAGAGAAGACGGUUGUGCCUACUGUAAAUACUGAAGAGGAGUCAUUGAGACUUGUAUAUGACCUUCCGGCAGAUGACACCUACAGCAAGAUCCAGGAGAAAAGGAGAAGUCUCAUUUCUGUCAGCUCCAUAUCCUGCCACUCAGAUUAUGACACAGCACCUGAUGUUGAGACGGAAACCCAGUCUAGGGGAAGAGAGACAGGAGAAUCAAAAACUGAGGCUCCUACUACACACACUUCAGAAGAAGAACAAAUGAUUAGUCUACAAACUCCAAAAACUACAGACCAGCUGAAAGUAAAAGGUGGUGAUGCAAAGAGCCACACACCUUCUCCCAAACGCAUGCAUUCCUACAAGUCAUCUGCAAACACCGAGUCAUUCUCUGAGUCAGAUGGAGAUGAUGACAGAAGAGAGACAUUUGAUAUUUAUGUUGCUAAAACCGACUGUCAUCCAAUGGGAGGAAACAGGGAGGCAUUUGUACUGAAGGAAGGUCAGUUUGUGGAGGUCCUGGACUCAGCCCAUCCUGUUAGAUGGCUUGUCCGUACCAAGCCAACCAAGAUCACACCAUCCCGUCAGGGCUGGGUGUCCCCGGCAUACCUAGAAAAGAAGACACGGGAAAUAUUUUCAUUGGCCCAUGAAUCCGAGACAAGAGAAACCCCUGAUAAAAGCAGAAAGAUUUUCACAAAAGAUGAGCACAGCUUGAUCCAAAGUCGCUUAAUCAAGGGACUUCUUGAUGGUGAAAACAGUUUUGUUCAGGAGAUGAACUUCUUUGUGGAGCAUCAUUUACAAUACUUGGAGACAAGCUGUAAAGUUCCUCUCACCAUCCUGAGUCAAAAAGAGUACAUAUUCAGAAAUUUCAGGGACAUUGCAAGUUUCCAUGAAUGCUGUAUUCUGCCCAAGCUGGAGAUGUGCUUCUCAGAUGAUGAUGUUGCCCAGUGUUUUGUCGGUUAUGCAGCGGACUUUGAAAUGUAUCUCCAGUUCAUUACAGGCCUGCCCCAAGCUGAGGCCUGCAUAUCUGACAAAAACACACAGCAUUUCUUUAAGCAAUAUGCAAACAUAGAGCUGGCAGAUCUGGAUACCCAGGUCUUCAGUGUUGGCACAUAUUUGCAGAGACCCAUGGAAAGAAUUGAAACAUACAAGACUGUGCUUAAGGAGAUGAUCAGGAACAAAGCAAAAAGCGGACAGAACUGUUGCCUAUUAGAGGAUGCCUUUGCCAUGGUUUCUAGCUUGCCAUGGCGUGCAGAGAACUUGCAUCAUCUGUCCAUGAUUGAAAAUUACCCGGCACCUCUCAAGGGGCUCGGAGAACCCAUUAGACAGGGCCACUUUACAGCAUGGGAGGAGAUUCCUGAGGUCAAAAGCUCUCAGAGAGGACAUCACCGCCAUGUCUUUCUCUUCAAAGACUGCAUAGUCUUCUGCAAGCCAAAAAGAGAAGUUGGCACACACACCGAGGCCUACAUAUUCAAGAAUAAAAUGAAGUUGAGUGAUAUUGAUGUAAAGGACACAGCAGAAGGAGAUGACAGAUCAUUUGGGCUUUGGCACGAGCAUCGGGGAAUGGUGAGAAAAAUCAUUUUGCAAGCUCGUUCCAUCCUCCUUCGUCUCUCCUGGCUCAAAGACCUGAGAGACCUGCAACAGCGCAACAAACAGCCAGCUUGGUGUGCCCCAUGCUUUGAGCAGCAUCUUACUGACUAUCCAGCAAAGCUUGGGCAAACUGUUAAACUGGUCUGCAAGGUCACUGGUACACCAAAGCCAGUAGUAAAGUGGUAUAAAGAUGGCCACGCUGUGCAGGAUGAUGAGCAUCACAUUACAUCAGAAGGACAGUUUGGUGCUUGUUAUCUUGUACUGACUGGUGUCACCGUGGCACACUCCGGUCAAUACAUGUGUUAUGCAACCAAUCCCGCAGGGAAUGCAAGCACUCUGGCUAACAUUAUGGUUGAUGUGCCUCCAAGUUUCACAACCAGACUGCAGAACGCAGUGCUUGUAAAAGGACAAGAUGUGCAGUUCAAGUGUUCCACACAAUCUGUUCCUUUCCCAUCAAUAAGGUGGUUUAAGGAUGACAUUCAGCUUGAGGACAGUAGGAAACACCUGAUCCAGUCUGAUGUUCAGACAGGAAUUCUUACUCUUACUAUAAAGAAAGCUGACGAGGCCGACGUGGGUCAAUACCAGUGUGAGCUACUGAACGAAGUGGGCAGUGCCAUGUGUAAAGCUGAACUCUGUGCUCCAGCAGCAGAAGCUGUGACAGUCAGCUCUCAGAAACAAUCACAAACUGUCCCAGAGGCCCAAUCAGAAGGCUGGUCCAGUUCCUUUGUGAAGAACCUGUUUCAUAUACUCUUUCAACCUGGAUACCCUGAACCAGCCACUGCACUCACUGUGGAGGAACAGCAUGACGUGGAGAGGCAGGAGUCACCAGAAGAGCCAGAGGAAACACACUUUUACUCAGACACAGAGGAGCAUCAGCUCACAGAGCCUCCAGCUGUACAGGUGGCCAUUGAAGACCUUACAAUCCGACCUGGUCAGCCUGCAACGUUCUGUGCUAUUAUUACUGGCCACCCUAGACCAGAGAUUCAGUGGUUCAAGGAUGACGUAGAGAUCUCAUCCAGUGAGUACACGGUAAUAGUCCAAAAUGGUGCACGUUGCUCUCUCACUUUGCUGGAUACUCAAACAGAGGACUGUGGCACCUACACCUGUAUAGCUAGUAACAGUGCAGGACAGGUGUUUUGUCACGCACAGCUUAAUGUUGACACAGGCCCAGAAGAAAUUGAAGAGUCGAGAGAAGUGGAAUUUGGAAAAAGACGGAAACUACAUUCUGUGUAUGAUGUUUAUGAAGAAAUAGGAAGGGGCACUUUUGGAGUGGUUAAAAAAGUCACACACAAGGCGAGUGGUGAAUGCUUUGCUGCCAAGUUUCUUCCACUCAGGAGCAGCACGCGAACCCGAGCGUUUCAGGAGAGAGACCUGCUGUCCCGUCUUGCUCACCGCAGACUCGCCUGCUUGCUGGACUUUUUCUCCACAAGACGCACGCUGGUCUUGGUGGUAGAAUUAUGUUCUUCACAAAGCUUACUAGAUCAUUUGUUUUUAAAGGGAUCGGUCACAGAGAGGGAGGUCCAGUUAUAUAUUCAGCAGGUUCUGGAGGGAAUUGGAUACAUACAUGGUAUGAAUAUACUACAUCUGGAUAUCAAAACAGACAACAUCCUAAUGGUGUCCCCCACAAGAGAAGACAUCAAAAUAUGUGACUUUGGCUUUUGCCAGGAAGUUGACAGCUCCAGACAUCAAUACAGCAAAUUUGGAACUCCUGAGUUUAUUGCUCCAGAAAUUGUCCACCAAGAGCCUGUGACAGCAGCCACUGAUAUCUGGUCUCUUGGUGUGGUUGCUUACUUAUGCUUAACAUGCCACUGUCCUUUUUUCGGGGAGAACGACCGUGCCACACUGAUGAAGGUUGCCGAAGGUGUGCUGUACUGGGACACACCUGAAAUCACAAGCAGAAGUGUGGAGGCACAGGACUUUCUACAUAGGGUUCUACAGCCAGACCCAGAAAAGAGGCCAUCUGCAUCUGAGUGUUUGAGCCAUGAGUGGUUCCAGGGUUACUAUGAAGAUGAAGAACCAGUGGAAAUAAACACCAAGAAUUUAAAAUCUUUCAUUUCAAGGAGAAAAUGGCAGCGUUCUUUAACAUGCCUCGGCUCAGUUCUGACUCUAAGACCAAUCCCAGAGUUGUUGGAGGCUCCUCUGCGUGACGUUGCGAUUACAGCUCCAAGAGACACCCAGCAGCCCAGCAGUACAUCCUUAAGUAGCGGAUCCUCUUCAGAGUACGAUGAGGCAGAUGCCUGGGACUUCUUCCAGCAGGUCAGCGAGGAGGAGGAAGAUGAUUUGGAGGAAGAUGAUGAACACACUCAUGUGUCAAAGUCUCCCACUAUUUUAAAACGGGAUGAAGAAGAAGUGCUCAUCGGUGAGGACGGAGUUCACAGCGGCCCAUUGGUGAUUCCUGUGACUGGAUCGUCAAUGGAGCCCAUCGGUUUGGAGCAGCGAGACGACAGCCCUUCUGUUCUUCUCUCUGAGGGGGAUGAAGGAUUGACUGGUGGGCCUCCUAUACCGCGUCGUAUCCUCAUCAAGAGUACUUUUUACUGCAGCUCCGAGCAGCUUUCACCUAUGUCUGCUCGUCACAUGACGCUUCGGGAUAAAAUCCAAGCUAAAAAGCAAGAGCGUGGCCGUAAACCUCUCCGUGCUAGCCUCUCUGGCAGGUUAAAUGAACCCCUCAUUGAGUAUGUAGAAGAUUCCCCAGACCUAGAAGCGAAUCGUAACCAGAGAAGAGCAUCGAUGCAUGCGUCUAUCCUCAAGUCCAGCUCAUUUGAUAGUGGAGUGAGUGCUGGUCAUCCAAGCAUAUGCACCCAGAGAAGAAGCAGGUCAUUAGAUGUUUACACUCAACGCUCACCAGUUUCAACGGUGCAAGGAGAGGAUGAGCAUGAUCCUGAAAUUAACAAGAAAACAGACGAAGAAGAGGAGAAAACUGAAGAAGUCCAGGUUAGAAGGAAACUCUGCCGUCGCUCUGCGUUUUUGUCAAAGAAGGGACCUGUAAAUGUGAGAAAGCAGAAAGACGAGGUCCAAGAAUCUGAUGAAGAACAUCAGGAAGAUUCAAAAAGUACAUGUGAGGAUGAUCACCAAUUGCAGAAUUUGGAAACUGAAGCAGCCCAAUCAGAUGAUGAGGAGAGCGUGGAUGGCUCUCACAUUUCAUUAGCAUGCUCUCUUGACCAUGGCUCAGACGCAGGAUCAUAUGAAGCACUUCCCCACAGAUCCCACCAUGAUGCCUUCGUGAUUGCUGGAUCUUCUGGCAAAACAUCUGCAUGCUCUUUACUUCAGGACUCUGAGGAUGAGGACAUGGAGAGAGUCUUGAGAUCUCUUCGCCAAGACCUCCCACAAGCCCCACCAAGACGCCGCACCAACAGUUCAAGCUCUGGACUAAAUGAGGUUCGCCGUAAGAGCAGUGUCCCACUGAGAAGAAGCUCCUCUGCUGUUCCUGUUCAGGCUGCAAUAGCAGAUCGGGAAAGCAAAGAGGUGCUUCAAAGACAUGCUUCAGCCCCGGCUCUACAAGACAAACCUCCAAGUGGGAAAUCUUCCAAGCCUGGAUUCAUGAAGAUCUUCCGCAAGCAUUCCUGGGCUAGCCAUUCUUCUCCUCAACUAGAGGCACCGGAAAAGAAACAUGCAGAUGGAGCUCAACCCAAGACCCCUCUUCUAACGCUGAGGAAAAAGAUGCGAGCUUCAGCCUCUAGUAUUACGAAACUGUUCACCCGACAGUCCAGCAAGGAGGACGUGGAGAAGAAGAAAGUUGGUCCAAUUGUGAAGAAUGCCUCCCAUAUCAUGCAAGAGCAGAUGACCUUUUCAGUUCCAGCUCCCACCUCAUCUGAAAGCCCUCAGAAGAAGAGCAAACUGUUCUCACUGAAAGUGCCAAUAUUUAAAAAAAGCAAAGAAUGUCCAGUCAAACCAUCCAGGCCAGAUGUAAUUCAGCUUGCAGGAGGAGGAGCUCUUGUCUUCUGGAAACCUGUGCCAUCCAAAGAGCUUGUCACAUAUUGUAUUCAGUAUAGUGUAAAUGGUGGCGAGUGGAGAGUGUUGUCAGAAAAUGUCACAGAUAGCUGUUUCACUGCUAAAACCCUACCAAGAGGACCAGGAUAUAUGUUCAGAGUUUCCUAUCACACUAAGACAGGGCUGGCACCUUUCAGUGAUCCAUCACCACCUGCCUUCAUGGCAAUACCUUAUGAAGACUCUCACAGUCCUCUUAUUGAGAUGGAGUCCAUUGGGUCAAAGAUCACUGUACCUGGAGGUCUUGGCACCGAAAAGUCUUAUAAAUUCCUUUCUGAAAUCAACAGAGGCCGUUUCAGUGUGGUGAUGCAGUGCGAGGACAGCCGCAGCUCUCAGAUGCUGGCAGCUAAAAUGACUCCCUACAAACCAGAGCAGAGGCAGCUGGUUUUGAGGGAAUAUCAAGUGCUCCGUCGACUCAGCCACCCUCGAAUCGUCCAGCUGCAUUCGGCCAUCCUCACCUCCACCUGCCUGCUGCUUAUAGAGGAGCUGUGCUCAGGGCGAGAGCUGCUUUAUAACCUCGCAGAAAGGAAUCUUUAUUCAGAAGCACACGUGACUGACCUGCUGGAGCAGAUUCUGAGCGCUGUGGAUUACCUGCACAGUCGACGCAUUGUACACCUGGACCUGAAGUCAGAUAACAUGCUUGUGACGGGCAAAAAUUUAGUGAAGAUUGUGGAUUUAGGCUCCGCUCAGCCGUUUAAUCCAGGACAGGCGCUGAACAUUGAACAUAUCAGGGAAAUGACAGAUAAUAAAGGUUAUAUUGUCCUUCCUAAAGCUCCUGAAAUCUUAGAAGGACAAGGAGUUGGCCCUGAAACCGAUAUCUGGGCUAUUGGUGUUUUGGCUUUUAUAAUGUUGAGUGCAGACAGUCCUUUCCAUGCAGAUUUAAAUUGGGAGAGGGAUCGAAACAUCAAAAAAGGCAAGAUCCAGUUUAGUCGCUGUUACCCAGGUCUCUCAGAAGGAGCCAUCAACUUCAUGAAGAACACCCUGAGCAACAAAGCCUGGGCAAGACCAACAGCAGCAGAGUGCCUCCAGAACCCCUGGAUUGAAGGAGAGCAUCCGUCCUCCAAACACGCGGACUCUGUGGUGUGCUUUUCAGCAGACAAGCUGCAGGCCUAUCUCAGGGAACGAGAGGCCAAGAGAGACCACGUCCGCACAAAAACUCAACUGCCCCUCUCAUGAUUCAAGAGUGGACAAAAGUCAUAUGUCAAACUGUGAAAUGAGUGAGGUUUAUUUUUGUGCUGCACUUCCAUGCGGGAAUAUAUGAUGCUUAACAUUUUUAGCAGUAAUGAUAUUUGGUUGUAUUUCUUUAGAUGUUUGAUUACAGUUUAUUUCAAGGUUUGCUUGAUAGUUAGUAUUUAUUCCUAUUGAGUAGUGUUAAUUUGCUACAAAUACUUACUACAGUAUAUGCUUAGGCUUAGAAUGCUGGUUAGGUUUAUAGUUAGUGCAAUUAUAAUUAAUAUAGUAAGUACAUGGAAUAUGAAAUAUGUGGGACGUGUAACUAGGACACCUUAAAAUAAAGUGUUACUGAUUUUUUUUCAACAGGUGCAGUGAGACAGCCUGCAUGACAGUGUUUUGAUGACUGCUUUGUCAUUGAUACAUUCAUUUUAUAAACAUGAUUUUAAAAUAGUGUGAACAAAUCUGUAUCACGGCUUUAUGAAUGGCAUAAAAACUGUUUUUACAAACUUUUAAAAAUGUAAUACACAUUUUAAAUGAUUUAGGGUGCUUUUGAUUCACACAUUUAGCUGGAAUUACUGAAGAAUCCCAGUUUGUCUGUCCGUCUAUCAAUCUGUUAAUCUAUGAAUGCAAGAUGUUGGGUUUUAGCUGUUAUAUAAUAAUCUAAUCUAUAUAAUCUAAUAAUAUAAUAAUCU
Molecule: messenger RNA, 23037 nt
Organism: Danio rerio (zebrafish)
Lineage: Eukaryota; Metazoa; Chordata; Actinopteri; Cypriniformes; Danionidae
Source: RefSeq, a predicted model, not a curated record